AUGCUGAUUUUGAGGGCAGUGAUGAAGAUAUGGAGGGGCAAAGCAACGAUGGGGGGUUGGGGGGAUGGCAGUCAUGAAACAUACAUUGAUGAUGCAUUUGAUGUCCAUUCUGAGGAUGAUGUAUAUGAUUCACACUACCUAGGCAGCAUCCAUUCAUCAGAUGAUGAAGAAGAAGUAUUGAGGGUUCCAAGUCGUCCAAGGUAUCCCGAGUUCAAUCCAGAGAAGGACAUGAGCGAUCCCCAUUUCUGUCUACACCAAAAUUUCAUGGAUUUUGACACUUACAAGGACCCCGUGAAGAACUACUCCAUCAAGAGCAAGCACCCGCUAAAGUUUAAACAUAGUGACAGUAAAAGUGUCCAAGUUGUGUGUCAAACAGGUUGUCCAUGGAACAUAUGGGGAGCCCCGACUAAUGAUGGAAAGGCAAUUCAGACAAGAUCUUGUUCUCUAAAGCAUGGGGGGUUGCCUCAAUUGUCCAAAGAGUUGCAGAAGAUUACCAUUGGACUAUUUCAAGGUGGAAAACAUGGAGAAUCAGACAUCUUGCCAUAG
This is a messenger RNA of Linum trigynum, 546 nucleotides long. The record is from the annotation of a GenBank genome assembly. Lineage: Eukaryota; Viridiplantae; Streptophyta; Magnoliopsida; Malpighiales; Linaceae.